GCGAGUCUGGUGCAGUCAUCAACCAGUAUAACUACAAAAGAUUAUUCGAACAUUGACACCUGCAGGAGACCAUGUAUCAAUUUGUCACCAUUUUUGCGGUUGUAACUUUGCUACCGAGCAUAAUAUGUCAAAUUCCAGCGUUUGUCGACGAAACCAGCACAGUCAGUGCUCAAGAUAUAUACGAUUUGGAUGAGGAAGAUUUCCAAGUAUGGCUUUCUGGAAGGAUGCCGAAGGCUUGGCAAGAUAGAUCGUCCACCAGCACAACUACAGCGGCACCUCCAACCACAACAUCCCAGGCUCCGUUGGAUAACUUUAACGAGCAAACCGAGCCGCAGCAAGAUCUAGUGAACACGGAGGUUCCCGAAAUUCCGGAAAUUCCAACAACAACCACAAAAACAACAACUCAAUCCACUACCAACGAUUUUGCAGGAUAUGUUUACACGCCACCUGCCGAUUUCAAAAGUUGGCUCAAAGCGCAUAUGCAGUAAUCACAUCAUUUCACUAAUCUGUUAGCAAACGGCAUUAAUAACCUGCCGAGCCUCCCACGAGGUGCGGAAGUUGCCGCAGAUUGCGUUCCAUUAGUCCAGCUGCUUAAUCGUCGACCGUCUGCUGUUUCGUUCCAAACAUCGGCCACUAUCCACAGAUUCGAGGAUGACCCACUGAUACGGUCGUCCUCAAUUACAGCGUCUCCCCCUCUGCCGUUUCCCGACAAUUCACAUCACAGUGAUAUAUUUUUCCAACACCAGAAACCAACACCUCCAACUCCACAGCCACCAGUUCAUCAGUUCGUUCCGAUCAAUCCGCAGCGACAAACUCAGCGUUUUACGGAAUUUUACGGCAAUCCGGCUUAUUUCAAACAACCAGUUCUACCCCACCACGGUUGGAUCAAUACUCCAGUUGUGUUCAAUUACUACUAAAAAAUUAAGUCAGUAGUAAAAUUCAUUGUUUAUUGGCUUCGUUAGUAGUUAAUACUCGACUAUGAACUUGCGAUCCUGUGCUUGUACAAAUAAAAUUGAUCACCGAUAUUAUGGGAUUAGAAUCUCUGACAGAAAAAAUUGUGAUUAAUCAAAAUGAAUUAUUUAUUAGCUUUUGUGUUUAAUUUGGAAUAAAUUGCAUUGAUUUCAAAUAUUGAAA
Messenger RNA from Wyeomyia smithii (pitcher-plant mosquito), 1134 nucleotides. RefSeq lists its product as uncharacterized. The coding region runs from base 72 to 488 and encodes 138 amino acids. NCBI's taxonomy places the organism in Eukaryota, Metazoa, Arthropoda, Insecta, Diptera, Culicidae. The transcript is spliced from 2 exons. The record is from RefSeq and is a predicted model, not a curated record.